UAAGUAGUAGUGAGAGAAGGUGUAAUGAGAAAGGAGGUGUGUGUUUUUGCAGAGUGAAGGCGACCAUCAGAGUUGGUGUUUGUGUGUGUGAAUGUCUAAAGUGUGGUGUCAGGUGUGUGAGGAUUUCUGCAGAUACCUUUUGUCAAAAUGGACAUGGAUGAUAUUUCAGUGCUUAAAGCAGACAUCGACAGAAAACUGGAGAAGGAGAUGUACAAUCUCUCUGUACUGAAGGAGUCUCUUAAUAAAAGCAAUACAAAUACACAGAACAUGUUAGCCAUCUUAAACAGUUUUGAAACAAGAUUAUGCAAGCUAGAAAACACAAUUCUCCCAGUAUAUCAAGAAACAGAAAACUUAAGAAGACGUCAAGAAAACAUUGAUAAAACAAUGUCAACUCUUGACAAUGUACUUGGAUAUUAUCAUAUAGCUAAAGAUCUAGAGUUUGCCAUCAAGGAAGGACCAAUUGCCAGUGGGCUGGAGAAAUAUCUGGAACAUAUGGAAAGUGUUCUGAAAGCUGUUCGCUAUUUUAAAGAUCACAAUCCAGGUAGCUUGGAACUGACAGAAGUAGUUCAGUUAUUUGAAGAUGGUAAAGAAGUGCUUGGUAAAGAAUUUGAGUCUCAGUUAUCCAGAUAUGGUAAACCUGUUCCCCCUAUUCUCAUUCUGGAUAUGUUGGGAACUGAUGAAGAGCUUCAAUCAGGCAAUGGAGAACCAGAUAUACUUGAACAUCUACCAGAAAAGGUGGCGAAAGAACUUGGCGACAUCAGUAGAUGGCUAGUAACCAAUGGCAAUACGACGAAUUUCCUUAAUGUUUACACAUCGUCCAGAUCUGACAUACUUGUGCGAUCAUUACAUGGUCUUAAAGAGCACUUGAAAUCGGCUAGUGGUAGUAGCAACUGUGGAUACACUCAACAUUCCCCUGCUUUAACUGGAAAAAUACGUCCAACAAAAGAAAUGACACCCUGGAAAGCACUAAAGUUUCCUGGAUAUCUGAAGAAAGCCUCUACAUCUCUCAUCAAAUCCUCAUUUGAAUCUGGUCAUCGCCGAACCGGCUCAUCUACAGAAGGUGUAAAAGAAGACCCUGCUGAGAUUGAGGUGGAGUUUUACAUUACAGAGAUGACUGCUUUGCUCAAGUUAAUGCAAAGUGAAGCACAACUAAUGAAUGGUAUUAUUCCAGAAAAAUAUCAGCGUAUGGAGUUUGAUAAAGUCAUUCUACGAGCACUAGAGAUGGUGGUUAGUGAAGGAGAGGCUAUAGCUACAAAUGCUAAAAAGAACAUUGCUCGUCAUGAAUACACAUCAGUUUUGUCAAUAUUUCCUAUUGUACAGCAUUUACGCUGCAUUAAACCACAAUUUGAUCUUACUUUAGAGGGCUGCCAAGCUCCAACAAGAUCUAAGUUGGCAUCACUGUUAUCUGUACUGGACUCUACAGGUGCAAAAGCUUUGGAUGAUUUCAUAGAAAACAUCAAAAUAGACCCUGAGAAAGUCUCAAAUAUGCCCAAAGAUGGAACUGUCCAUGAGUUAACAAACCAUACAAUCAUAUUUCUUGUCCAACUAAAAGAAUAUGCUGAGACAGCUGGUGCAAUGUUAAUGAAAUAUGGAGUGUCUACCGUUGUCUUCAGCUUUACAGUAUCAUUUUUAGCCACUGAUCCAUCAGCGCCAUCUGUUGGCAAGGACACUGAAAAAAGUAAACUGAAACUUGCAGAUUACAUCACUAAAGUUCUCUCUGAGUUGGGUCUGAACUUGACCAAUAAGUCAGAAACUUACAGUGACCAAACUCUAAAAUAUAUAUUUCUUUUGAACAACUAUAAUUAUAUUAUCAAAUCCCUCAAGACAUCUGGUCUUUUGGACUUUAUUCAUUUGUGGAAUAAAGAUGUUGGCACAUUCUAUGACAAUAACAUCACUGAACAAAAGAAAAAUUAUUCUCAAAGUUGGAGCCGAGUUCUACAUUAUAUUUUGGAAGUUCACAAACCAAUUUCUGUUCAACGAGCACAGCAACCAGAACUAGCUAAGCUAAAAGAUAAAGAAAGACAAAAUAUUAAAGAUAAGUUUACUGGUUUCAACAAAGAAUUAGAAGAGAUUUACCGCAUUCAAAAAAGCUAUGCUAUUCCAGACCUCGAUUUAAGACAGUCAUUAAAGAAAGAAAACAAAGAUUACAUCCUUCCAAUGUACCAAAUGUUUCGAGACAAAUAUACUCAGUUGAACUUCACAAAAAAUCCUGAUAAAUAUAUCAAAUACUCCGUAGAAGAUGUUGGCAAAAUGAUCGAUAAAUUUUUUGACGCAUCUGCUUAACUUAGAUUACAUACUUUCAUCAAGUAUUUUUGUUUCUUUAUAUUAGCAUGACUCGACAUACUCUCACUACAGAUAAUGCUACAAAAUCUCAGGCCAAGAAGGUUGCUGUCUCAUUAAAGUGCUGAGUAUAUUAAUGUUUGAUUGCAUUUCUAGAGACUCUGUGUUUAGCAAGAUAUUGAACAGAACCAUUUGAUGACCAGAAGAACUCUUGCAAAGUGCUUUGGAAUUUUUGUCAUUUGUUAGUUGUUAUGAUUAUUUCAUUUUAAAUUAAGCUUUAAUUUUGCUUAUUAUUUAAAUGAAUUACGUAUUUAAUAAAAUAAUAUUUAUGAUU
This is a messenger RNA of Octopus bimaculoides (California two-spot octopus), 2614 nucleotides long. Its product is annotated as exocyst complex component 7. Gene Ontology annotation, cellular component: exocyst. The record is from RefSeq and is a predicted model, not a curated record. Gene Ontology annotation, molecular function: phosphatidylinositol-4,5-bisphosphate binding. NCBI's taxonomy places the organism in Eukaryota, Metazoa, Mollusca, Cephalopoda, Octopoda, Octopodidae. Gene Ontology annotation, biological process: exocytosis.